GAGGAAAAAAAAAAAACUAUAUAUAGGGCAUGAUUCUCUUGGUUUUUGAUUCAUCAGAUUCUUUCGAGUUUCUAUUUCUCUUUUCUUUUUUGUUACGAAUUGAUUCGAAACACUUUCACGACUUUUUCCCUUUAAAUUAUUUUUGUAAUUAUUCUUGAAAUUAAUUACAUUUUCUGACGACCUUUUUUUUGUUUACUUUUAAUCUCUACACACACUCCACUCUCUUUGGACACAUUUUUUUUUUAUUAAUCUUAACGCUUUAUUUUCGUACGUGUAAAUAUGGAUCACUUCAAGGAUCAAGCUGUCAAGGCCUUCAACUUUGCCAAGCACGAAGUUUCUUCUCGUAUUUCUGAAAGAACAAACUAUGAUCAUGGACCACCCUUCACUUGUGCCAUCUUUGGUUGUGGUGGUAUCAACUUUGGUUCCGCCGAAGGCCCUUGGAACAAUUCUGAAAAACUCGAAUUGGUCCUCGGUCACCGUCUCAAGGUGAUUGCCCUUCUUUCUCCCCACAAGAGCUCUCACGAACGUGUCUUGAAGCAAAAGGCCGAAACUCCUUAUGCCUCUUGUUACAACACUGUCCAAGAAUUUUACUCUGCUGACGAGUACAUUCAAUACUUGACCGAACACCCAGGUGAACUUCCUCAUGCUUUCAUUAUUGGAAUUCCUCCUGAAACCCACGGUUCCACUGCCCCAGGUGCCGAUAUGGAGCUUGCCCUCUUGAAACGAUUCCCCAAUGCCUCUCUUUUCAUCGAAAAGCCCAUUUCCGCUGCUCCUGUGGAGGAUGCCUUUGCUGUCGCCAAGCAAAUUCCCAAGGAGGCCGUCAUCUCUGUCGGUUACAUGCUUCGUUACUUAAAGGUGGUUCAAAAGGCCAAGGAGAUUAUUCGUGAAAAGAAUCUCAAGGUCGUUAGUACCAUCGCCAAGUACAACUCUGCCUACAUUCACAACAACAAGGUAUUUUGGUGGGUCAUGUCUCAAUCCGGUGGCCCUGUCGUCGAGCAAGGUACUCACUUUUGCGAUUUGUCUCGCUUCUUUGGUGGUGAUGUCGACACUAGCACUGUUCGUGUCCAACGUGUCAACUGGGAUGACGCCCCUGGUAAAUUGUCUGCCAUGCCUUUUGACGAAAACAAGGAAGUCCCUCCUCAUGAACGUAUCCCCCGUUUCACCGCUGCUGUCUGGAAGUACAAGGAGGGCGGUGUAGGUUCCUUCACCCACAACAUUACCCUUCAAGGUACAAAGUAUGACACUUGCAUUGAAGUUCAAGCUGAUGGUUACUACCUUCGUAUCGUGGAUCUUUACGGUGAUCCCGUUCUCUACGUUCGUUCCCCCGAAUCCGACAACGAACAAAAAUACCACUACCCUGGUGAUGAUCCUUACUACGCCGAAUUCAAGGCCUUCUUGGAAGCCGCCGAAGGUAAGGGUCCUAGAAGCGCCAUCCAAUCCGACUUUAUGGAUGCUGUCAAGUCUUAUGAGCUUACCAAGGUCAUUACUGCUGCCAAGUAAAAAGAUUUUUUCCCAAUUUUGUUAUCUCUAAAAAAAGAAAAUUAAAUCCUGGGUGGUUGCCUUUUGACAUAUACAUAUAUAUAUAUUUUAGGCAUGUUCAAUGACUAUGAUGAUAGAUUUGUAUAGUUUAUCAAUAAUAGAAGUAAUUGAUGAUUAUAUAUAUUCAAAAAGGUUCGAGUUUGGUAAUAGUAGUACUAGUAGUAGUAGUAGCAUAG
Messenger RNA from Schizosaccharomyces octosporus yFS286, 1715 nucleotides. RefSeq names its product NAD binding dehydrogenase. The transcript has a single exon. Gene Ontology annotation, molecular function: nucleotide binding. NCBI's taxonomy places the organism in Eukaryota, Fungi, Ascomycota, Schizosaccharomycetes, Schizosaccharomycetales, Schizosaccharomycetaceae. The record is from RefSeq and is a predicted model, not a curated record. Bases 280 to 1500 code for a protein of 406 amino acids.